UCCUCUCGACUUCUCCAUUCCCUUCUCAUCCAGCGUUUGUUUUCUAUUCCUUUCGCCGCCGGAGUCGAUCCCGUCUCACUCCAUCAUGGCAACCCCUCAGACGACCACCAGCUUGGUGAGCAAGCUGCCCACCCGCCUCCAAAACUUCUUCGCCCGCUAUCCUCCGCAAAUCUAUUCCGCCGCCGUGGCUCCCCGUCCUUCCCCGGAGGAGACGACAGAAGCUGUCAGCGAAGAGUCGCUUCCCUCGCCAUACACCCCCAACCGAGACGCCAAGGGCUACAAGCACCCCGACCCCAAGGCAUUCUCGCCCUCCAGAGCCCUCCUCCACUCCGACCCCGAACACCGCAAUCCUUUCCUGCCGCACAAGAACUUCCGCACGGGCAAGUGGACGAGCCCGCGCAUUGGGCUGCGCACGCAGGCCGACCUGGUGAAGCUGGCCAUCAAAUACAACGUCGAGGCUCUGCUGCCGCCGGGCCGCAAGUCGACGGAAUACAAGGAGACCCGGCGCGCGGAGCGUGGCCUGCAGAUCAAGGGUACUGGUAUCGGACAGAAGGUCAAGGGUCACAAGUGGGAGCGUACGAUGGAGGCGCGUCUGGAGGACCGUCGCAAGGCUAUGCUGGAGAUGCCGGAGAUGAUCCGGUUGUGGAAGCAGAGAGGUCACGGUCGUGGCUGGAAGAAGUGGCCCAAGCGGUAAAUGGGCGGUUAGAUAUCCAUCCUCUAAUGGGAUUUGUCUUAUGUUGUAUCAUUUUUGCCGGACCUCAACUCGCACAGGUCGAUUCGGAAUCGGAGUUCUUGUCCUCAUAUGUGUAUGUAUAAAUAGAUAUUUUUUGAAUGGCCACCAUUUGUC
This is a messenger RNA of Aspergillus steynii IBT 23096, 847 nucleotides long. Its product is annotated as mitochondrial 54S ribosomal protein mL59. Gene Ontology annotation, molecular function: structural constituent of ribosome. Gene Ontology annotation, cellular component: mitochondrial large ribosomal subunit. The coding region runs from base 86 to 694 and encodes 202 amino acids. The transcript is spliced from 2 exons. The record is from RefSeq and is a predicted model, not a curated record. Lineage: Eukaryota; Fungi; Ascomycota; Eurotiomycetes; Eurotiales; Aspergillaceae.